AUGACCUCUUCGCCCGACGACUACCAUCACCAUAGCAAAAAGAAGCGUGUGGGCAAAGCAUGCGACCUGUGCCGCAUCAAAAAGACAAAGUGUGACGGGAAAAAACCCUGUUCCCGGUGCAUCGCCGACAACAAGCUCUGUGCCUUCACCAACAAAACAAAACACAAGGAGAAAAGCCACCCCAAUGGCUACAUUGACUUGUUGGAAACCAGACUUGACCUUGUCACCAAAUCUUUCGAGCGCAUUGUGCUGUUGGCAGAACCUCACUUGCCCUUCUUGCACGAGUUGAUGGCGCGGGCCCGCGCCGAGCACGCUCUCAUUUCUUCGCCGGACUCAGAGGCCCUGGAGCAGCGCGACGAGCACUAUGUGCCUAUCAAUGAAGUGGUGUCCUAUCUUAUUUCUGACAUGGGUCUUUUGGAUAAAGAGCCUUUGGAGUGGGAACAAGGCGCCCGCAUUGCUGCAAAACUUUCGCCUCUGAAUGUUGUCGAGGCCCUGCGUGAAUUUACCAAGCACAAGCUCGAUGUGGCCAACGGGCGGGCGCACUCGCCCAAACCCAAUUACGUGAGUCCGCCGCUCUCCAUGCCGCGCCACAGCAGAAGCAGCUCGACCGACUCGAUCGAGUCGCCCGCGCUUCUACAGGCCAACUCUAUCACCGAGCAACUCAACCUAGACGAUAUUUCCUUGGGUGGCUUUUCCACUACGCAGUCGGAAAUGUUGCCCGCUCAGCUGCUUGAGUCGUUCAGUUUGGAUGGGUUCCCGAAAAGAGCAAACUCGCUUUUCAUCAACAAUAAUGAAAUCGCCAGCCUGCUGCUGCUGGUGUCAUCUUUGGCCAACCGCCUCGAAUCCCAUGACUUGGAAGAAUCUCUGCGGUGCAGAAGACUGUCCUCUCUUAAGGGCCCCCUUUCGCCCUCGCAUCAGAAGUUGAAGCUCAAUGGCCAUAUCCAUAAGCCAGGAUUGACCCAUGUGCACCAUGCUGUCCAGAACAAUUUCAUUUCAAACAAUGGCAACGAGUUCCACCUCCCUAAGGCGUUCUCGUCGGCUCCAUCUACUCAGUCGCUUCCGGACAUUGUUUCCACAGCCCUGUCGAAGAAUCUGGUAUUCAGCCAGGCGAUGAUGGAUGACGAUUUGGGUUUUGAGGACUUGCCGUCGCAUUAUGACACGGCAGACUUCAAACCAAGUACGCUUACCGACCGGGAGGACUUAUUUGGAAACAAUCCAUUCUUGUCCAGUUUCCAGUAA
This is a messenger RNA of Clavispora lusitaniae ATCC 42720, 1239 nucleotides long. It is a transcript of the gene FCR1, whose product is annotated as Fcr1p. Gene Ontology annotation, biological process: regulation of DNA-templated transcription. The record is from RefSeq and is a predicted model, not a curated record. Lineage: Eukaryota; Fungi; Ascomycota; Pichiomycetes; Serinales; Metschnikowiaceae. Gene Ontology annotation, molecular function: DNA-binding transcription factor activity, RNA polymerase II-specific; zinc ion binding.